Messenger RNA from Gopherus flavomarginatus (Mexican gopher tortoise), 2404 nucleotides. RefSeq names its product G protein-coupled receptor 108 (gene GPR108). The transcript is spliced from 18 exons. Gene Ontology annotation, cellular component: Golgi apparatus; membrane. NCBI's taxonomy places the organism in Eukaryota, Metazoa, Chordata, Testudines, Testudinidae. The record is from RefSeq and is a predicted model, not a curated record. Gene Ontology annotation, biological process: transport. The coding region runs from base 34 to 1707 and encodes 557 amino acids.
AGGCGCGGCGGGGCGGCCAGCCGGUGCCCAGGGAUGUUCGGCCGGAGUCGGGGGCGGCCCGGGGCCUCGGGGGGGCUGGGGCGGCUCCUCCCGCUGCUGCUGCUGCUGCUCGGGGGCGCCGCGGGCCGGAUCCACCGCCUGGUGCUGACGGGCGAGAAGAGGGCUGACAUCCAUUUGAACACCUUUGGCUUCUACGCGAAUGGCUCCCUGGAGGUGAAUGUGAGCCGGCUGCAUCUCAGCCUUGGCAGCGCCAAGCAGGACAAGCCUUGGGUUGGCUUCAGCUUGUCCAGGACGAGGAUUCGCGAGGCCCUCUCCUACCCAUUUUCCUCUCUGCAGGGAAAGGAAUCUCAUAACUGCACCUUGGAACAAACCGGAGCGGAGUCACGAAUCCUCUUCCUCGUUGACGUCAAACAGAAAAAGGUCCAAGUGCGGCAGCUCGGCGAGCAGAAGAAGCUGCAGAUUUAUUCCGGUCUGCUCCCCGAGGUGCAGAAUGGGGACUCGGAUAGCAAGGACCAGGCUGCUGCCAAUAAAGGCACAGAAGGACAGCAGAAAGCGCCUGGUAAAGUGCCUGACGCGGAUGACUCCCAGAAGAAGACAGCGGCCGAAGGCAAGCAGCAGGAUUCCAGCCACGGAGGGGAAAAUCUGUUCCUAGAUCUCGACAGCGUGAACGACUCCUACAACUUCAGCUUCCACGUAGUGAUCGGCUCAGAGGCGGAAGGGCUGUACAACCUCAACUUUCACAACUGCCACAACAGAGCCCCGGCAAACCAGAUGCCGUACGACAUCACCGUGAUGAUCCGAGAGAAGAACCCGGACGGGUACCUGUCGGCUGCCGAGAUCCCCCUCAUCAAACUCUAUCUGGUCAUGUCCGCCUGCUUCCUGGCCGCAGCCACUGUGUGGGUCUACUUCCUCUGCCAGCACAAGUUCAGCGUGUUCAAAAUCCACUGGCUCAUGGCUGCCUUAGCAUAUACCAAGGCCCUUUCGCUCCUCUUUCACAGUAUCAACUACUAUUUCAUUAACACCGAGGGUCACCCGAUCGAGAGCUUAGCCGUCAUGUACUUCGUGACCCACCUGCUGAAGGGCGCCCUGCUCUUCAUCACCAUCGCGCUGAUCGGGACAGGCUGGGCCUUCAUCAAGUACAUCCUGUCAGACAAAGAGAAGAAGCUCUUCGUGAUUGUCAUCCCCCUGCAGGUGCUGGCAAACAUCGCUUACAUUAUCAUCGAGUCCUCGGAGGAGGGCAGCAGUGACUACGCCUCCUGGAAGCAGAUCCUCUUCCUGGUGGACCUGCUCUGCUGCGGGGCCAUCCUCUUCCCUGUGGUGUGGUCCAUCCGCCACCUUCAGGAGGCCUCCAGCACAGAUGGCAAAGCUGCCACAAACCUGGCGAAACUGAAGCUUUUCAGACAUUAUUACGUCAUGGUGGUGUGUUACAUUUACUUCUCCCGCGUCAUUGCCAUCCUGCUCAAAUUCACCGUCCCCUUCCAGUGGCAGUGGCUCUACGAGCUCCUGGUCGAAGUAUCCACCUUGGUUUUCUUCAUCCUAACGGGAUACAAGUUCCGCCCGGCUUCAAACAACCCUUAUCUACAGCUGCCCCAAGAGGAUGAGGAGGAGGAGGAGGAACUGCAGAUGAAUCAGGUGGUCACAGAAGCCGGCAUCCAUGAGGGUCUCUCCAAGCUGAAGAAGAGCAGGGCCAUCCGCGAGGCGGUGUGAGGCCUAUCCACCCAGACUGUUGCUAGCGCUCGGGCCGUGGGGAGGCCGCCGGGUCCAAGCCUGCGGCCCGGCUGAAGAUUCCCAAGCAGGACAGAGAAAUCGGGGGUUUUGUGUUGAAUUCCUGCCUCUCUGCUCCCCUGCCCCACCUUGUGGCAGUGCUAAGAACUGCAUGGCCCUGUGCAGUUCCAGCAGCUGUUCCCAGAACCAGGCCUGUUCUCCGGACUGCAGGAAGUUCAGACGAACUCUGGAUGGCUGAGGGCUGCUGUCUCUUGUACGGGGCGGCGGGUGGGGAUUUUGGCCCUUCUCCUUCAAGAGUGGUUUCCAGACCCAAUUCAUGCAUUCCUGCUGUUGGCUUAGAUGCGUCCUCCACUAGCAGCCCCCCCCCCCCCCCAUCGGCUCUCCUACCCCCUUCUCCUUCACUCCAUUGACUAGCUGGGGCCAACCAGCCUGCCUAGCAAAGGUGGAGCUGGCGUUAAACACCAACAUCUGGCUGGGGUCAAAGAGGUCCUGUACCAGUGGGGUGAGUCGAUAGAUCAUUCCCAGGCAGAGGAGAAAUAAGUCACAAUCUUCAGCUGAGACUAAGAUCUCACCAGCCUGAGGGUUGCUGGUGGUGCUGAGCAACAGGCCAGGAUCUAGACAACAUCUGAGCAGUGACGCUUGGCUCACGCUCAUCUCGAUCUCGGUGGCACCCCGAAAG